This is a messenger RNA of Aspergillus brunneoviolaceus CBS 621.78, 834 nucleotides long. RefSeq names its product putative short chain dehydrogenase. Lineage: Eukaryota; Fungi; Ascomycota; Eurotiomycetes; Eurotiales; Aspergillaceae. The coding region runs from base 1 to 834 and encodes 277 amino acids. The transcript is spliced from 3 exons. The record is from RefSeq and is a predicted model, not a curated record.
AUGGGAACAGCUGGCAAGACGCUGGUCUUCAUCACCGGCGCAAACACUGGACUCGGAUUUGAGGUUGCCAAGGUGCUCCUCAGUCGCCCGGAUUCAUAUCAUAUCCUCAUCGGCUGUCGUGGCGCCAUCAGUCGUGGUAAAGGUGCCGUCGCCAGACUGAUCGAAUCUUCACCCAGGAGUACGUCCACCGCCGAACCAAUCUCUGUCGACAUCACAGAUGACAUCUCCAUUACGACUGCAUUCGAGUAUGUCCGAGAGAAAUGGGGCUAUGUUGAUAUUUUGGUUAACAAUGCCGGUAUAGCCCUGGACACCGCCGUCACAGCGGGGCGAAUAACACUACGUGAAGGUUGGAAUGAGACCUAUAAUGUGAACGUUACUGGCACUCACCUCUUUACGACCACCUUUGCCCCCCUUCUACUGGCCUCCAGGGCGCCAAUCCCACGCCUCAUGUUCAUCACAAGCGGCCUUUCCUCCCUUGCGGAGCAUGCAGAUGGCGUAAGCUCGCGCUAUACCUUGGCACCCCCGGGGUUGCCCAAGCCGGACACUCUCUGGUUUCCUUAUCGAGUGAGCAAGACGGCGAUGAAUAUGCUUGCGACGGAAUGGGGACGUGUGUUGCGCAAUGACAAGGUGGCUGUGUUCAACAUUUCGCCGGGGUUUCUGAAUACGGGACUAGGGGAUGAUCGGAUGACUGGAGAGUCAAGGGAUAAGAGCGUCAUGGGGGCAAUAGAUCCUCUCAUCGGAGCGACCUUUUGCGCGGACGUGAUUGCGGGCCAGCGGGAUGAGCAAUCCUGGCCCGUCAAGGUACUGCGGAAGGACGCCAUCCAGCCCUGGUGA